Messenger RNA from Humulus lupulus (European hop), 2122 nucleotides. Its product is annotated as YTH domain-containing protein ECT3. Bases 181 to 1848 code for a protein of 555 amino acids. Gene Ontology annotation, cellular component: cytoplasm. Gene Ontology annotation, molecular function: mRNA binding. Gene Ontology annotation, biological process: mRNA destabilization. The transcript is spliced from 10 exons. The record is from RefSeq and is a predicted model, not a curated record. Lineage: Eukaryota; Viridiplantae; Streptophyta; Magnoliopsida; Rosales; Cannabaceae.
CUACCUCUUUUUUCACCUUCUUCCUCUUCGACUACUCCUGCUCUCUCGCCUCAGUCACUUUCAGCUCCUGGCUCUCUGGAAAACUGCUUUUCUUCCCGGUUUUCCGAUUCGAUCAGAUCGGUUCAGUCCAUCUCGAUCCGCCGGUUAAAUUGAAUUGACUAUUCAUCUGUGUUGCUGGUCAUGGCGGGUGAGAAGAAAAUCGAAAACGCUGAGCCUGUUGCUCCAGUGUUGAUUUCUGAUCCUGUUACUGGAAUGCCGGAGCAAGAAGUGGCUUCAGGGAAAGAUGGAGUGCCAUCUGAAUUGACCUCAUCCAUAUCAUCUUCAAAGGAUGUCACCUCUAGCAUCAAAGGUGAGAUUGAUCAACAGUCAGUUGGAGAGCAUGGUGUUUACAAUCCACCUUCUAGCUGUGACAAUUAUUAUUAUCCAGGAUAUAAUGGAUCGUUUACACAGUUGGAUGAUCAGGGCUAUUAUCAUGCUAAUGGUUCUAAUACAGCUAUACCAUCAGAAAAUGGUUUGUACUAUAACUAUUAUUAUAAUCCAUAUCAAUCUGGCCCAAUGAUGGGAGUUGAUGGACAAGGUAUUGGUCAACAACAAUACUUUUCAUCAUCAGGGUAUCAUCAGCCACCUGUUUCUUAUGGAUCAGAAGCUUUGUCUUGCUAUUCGUGGGAUCCGGCAUAUGGGAGAGAUGUUCCCAAUGGAACAAAGUCUGGUCUGCGUUCUACUGGUGGUGUAGCAAGGUCAAAUGGCUACAAUUCUGCAAAAUCUAAUGGCAGUAUUACAAACAAGUUUUCCAAGCCUCUUCUUAAUACACAGCCUAUCAAAUCGUUGACCAAGGUAGGUUUAGGUUCUGAUUUCUCCGCUGGCCUUUUGAAGGGAUACCCCCCUCACUCUGGAAGGUAUGCAUCAUUUGCUAAUCAGAAACAAGGUCUGUACCCGCAGCAUGCUGGUUUCACAAACUAUAAACCGUAUGGGACAAAAAUAUGGCCUGGAAAUGAUAGAUUUAAGUCAAGGGACAAAAAUAACAGGAAUGGAGAUUUUGAAGCCUCAACUGAACUAACCCGUGGUCCAAGAUCCCGCGUUAAGAGCCAAUCAGAUUCUUCACCUGAGAAGGAAGAAUUGGGUUCUGCAGUUCAGAGAGAGCAAUAUAACACACUUGAUUUCCCCACUGAUUAUGAAUAUGCUAAGUUUUAUGUUAUCAAGUCCUACAGUGAAGAUGAUGUACACAAGUCUAUUAAAUACGACGUUUGGGCUAGUACCCCAAAUGGAAACAAGAAGCUAGAUGCAGCAUUCCAUGAUGCAGAAGUGAAAUCGAGUGAGACAGGCACACGAUAUCCUAUUUUCCUUUUCUUCUCGGUAAAUGGAAGUGGGCAAUUUGUUGGUGUGGCCGAAAUGGCUGGUCAGGUAGAUUUCAACAAAGACAUGGACUUUUGGCAAGUUGACAAGUGGAACGGAUUCUUCCCAGUCAAGUGGCAUAUAGUAAAAGACAUCCCCAACACCCAAUUGCGACACAUUAUCCUUGAAAAUAAUGAUAACAAGCCUGUAACUUUCACUCGUGAUACCCAAGAGAUUGGAUUAAAGCAAGGUCUGGAAAUGUUGAAUAUAUUCAAGAGUUACACACCGAAGACUACAUUGUUAGACGAUUUUAGCUUCUAUGAAAGCCGAGAACAGGCUCUCCAAGCCAAAAGAGCCAUAAAGCCCGCAGCAACAUUGAAGGUGGAAACCAACUUCAACAACAGUGACUUCACCCAGCGUGGAAAUGCAGUAGAGAGGAACGUCGAAAUCGAAAAUUCAGAGCGUGCAGCAUCUCUCAUCAGUCUUGCCAAUCUUUCCCUUAGUGCCAAUGCAUAAGAGCAGCUGAUGUGUGCUGAGAGUUGAGAGAAGACAUCUUAUAGUUUAGUGAUAGCACAAUAGGGCUAUGUUGCUGUUUUUUUCUUUUUCUCUUUUCCAUCUCAAUUUUUGUCAUUUGUUUUUUUUUGUUCCAGUUUUCAUCUAGUAGAUUUGCAGUGUUCAUUUUUCUUCUUUUGGUCUUCUUUUUUAAAGCAUAGCGCUUAGUAGUGAGUAAGAGUAAUGAGUUGAAUUUGGAGAUUGAUUAGUGAGUUUUAGUUUCAUUCUGCCUUUUAAA